Molecule: messenger RNA, 3354 nt
Organism: Protopterus annectens (West African lungfish)
Lineage: Eukaryota; Metazoa; Chordata; Ceratodontiformes; Protopteridae
Gene: TMEM47
Product: transmembrane protein 47
Exons: 3
Coding region: 309-1010 (233 amino acids)
Biological process (GO): cell-cell adhesion
Cellular component (GO): membrane; cell-cell junction
Source: RefSeq, a predicted model, not a curated record
GCACCGAUAAGGCAGAACAGCAUGAGAUUCUGCCCCACGUAGCUGUGCUGCAGAGUACUUGAUCAGAUCUGGUAGAAGCAUUCAUUUCUAAUGUCUUGUACUGUGGGUAGCACUUCUGGUUGCACCUCCGAAAGUGUUGCACUCCAUGGCUGUGUUAAACAGUCCGUUCACAAGUGGUCAGCGUGAGCGCAGGUAACCUUGCUCACGCUCCUCAGGCUUUAGGACCCCGCGUGCGCCCCAACUCGUGCUGUUCCCGGACUUUUGUGCCAUGACGUCACUGCUGUGGACCGGCUCUCGACGUUGUUCAGAUGGUGAGACGGCAGAGCCCGGCAGCGCUGCCUUGCAGUGGCAACGGAGCUGUGAGAUUAACUUGUGCUUAUAAUCCGGAGCAGCAACAGCAGCAAGGGGCGUCCUUUGGUAGCACUAUAGUGGUGGCACUGGAAUCCCGGGAGAGAGAAGGAGUCAUGGCUUCAUCUGGCAGCGGGGUGGAGGAGGUGCGCGCCUCCGUGUUAACUCCGUUGAAACUGGUGGGCUUAGUGUGCAUCUUCUUGGCUCUGUGCCUAGAUAUCGGUGCGGUGCUGAGUCCUGCCUGGGUCACCACUGAGCAGCACCAGUAUUUUUCUCUUUGGGAGGAUUGCUCGAAACAUGCCAACCAGGACAAGUGGCACUGCAAGUCCACACUGGAAAUUGACUGGCAAAUUGCUACUCUCGCUCUACUUCUGGGUGGGGCUGGUAUUAUCCUUAUCGCUUUCCUCUUUGGUUCAAUCUCUAUCUGCGUAGGAUCUCGGAGACGAUUCUACAGACCCGUUGCUGUUAUGCUCUUUGCUGCAGUUGUUCUACAGGUAUGCAGCCUGGUGUUGUACCCAAUCAAAUUUAUUGAGUCAGUCAACCUGAAUAUAUACCACGAAUUCAACUGGGGAUAUGGACUUGCUUGGGGAGCCACCAUUUUCUCCUUUGGCGGUGCCGUACUUUACUGCUUAAAUCCUAAAAAUUAUGAAGAUUACUACUAAAUUCAGAAGAGGAGACUUGUGUAUAGUUCAUAUUCUAUAUUUUCUAAUCUGCUAUUCUACAGACUACUGAUGGAGAGUCCAGUAAUCAAAAUAUUGAAAUCAGCACCCCCAAAAGUGGCUCAACAAAACUGACCAGUGUUUCAUUUAUUUCAUUAAAAUUAAAAACUAAAUCAGUUUGUAUAACAAAUACUCUAGAGAACAUGCAAAGAUUUUUUUUUCAAAAUUGUGUAAAGCAUAUAAGAAAAAAAUGUAUUUGGCAGGAUGAAUAUAUUGCUUGGCACCUUUGCCUGAAAGAUCAAUAAUGUUGGCUUAGGCAUUAUAUUCUUAAACUGAAUUAACAACACUGUUACAAAGGAACUAUAUUUGCCAGUAUCAGCUGCAGAAGACAUAUGGAAAAAGAUGGCUGUUGACCAUAGGCUGUUAUUUUAUAGGAAUGGUAAACAAUAUAGAAAACACUGGAUUUUCAUGGCCUAGCAGUAUGUUUUGUUAUACACACUGGAUAUCUACAGUCAUUGUUGGCAGAAUUGAAGAGAACCAGAAUCUUUAAAGACAUACACUUCUGCCGCUGGGUCAGAAAUGUGAACCAGCAUGCGUGUUAUACACUAUGAUAAGAAAGUUUUACAAGACUGCAAGCUGUAUCUGAACAGCUACAAGCUACUGCUAUGUACUUCCAUCACUGUGGAGAUUCUGGACUGCAUACAUUUCUGAUACUGCAGAAGACUGCAACAUUAGCUCUCAGUUUGAUAGGCAGUGUUAUGUUAGAAAAGGCACAGAGUAAACAGAUGGUUUAAUAGCUAAAUGAAGAAGACAGAAGAGUCUAUGUGCCCAUGUUACAGGAUCAGUUAAAAUCUUGAUGCAUAGUUUAAUAUGUUGAACUGUCAUCCAUAUUAGUUUUGUGUUUGGAGUUCUAGGUUUUAUUUCUUUGGCCCGUAAAGUACUUUAUAUGUUCUAGUGGUGAUUUUAACCAUUGUGAAAAUUGGACUAACACACACACAGUACAGAAAUGAAAUGAUUGUGUUAGUGUCACUAUAUGAUGUACCUAUUUCAGUGUUCUUAUAAAAGCAGUGACUUACACAUAGACAUAAAUCAAUGGAUUUUGUAGCUAAGGAAGUAACAGUUAAAAGAAGUAGACACUUUUAGCAGUGUGGUUUGUAAACAUUUUUAGUAAUCAGAUCUAAACACUAGAAUUUGGACAUGGCACCAAAUUGGUAAAAAGCAUGUUGAAAGUAAUAUCGUUUGCUACUGUAACACUGAGUCAUUUAUCAUCCUAUCUCUAAAGACAGAGCUGCAUUUUUUCCUUCAAUGUUCAGGUAUGUGAACAAGCAUUGUUUCUCAUCACAUGACUAUCUGUAAUCAAAAUCAUGCAUCAAAACAAGCUUCACCAUAUUACUUGAGCAGUAUAAUAGCCUUAAGGACAACUAUCAAAUAACAAUGACAAUGUCUACAUUUGUUUAGUAUCAUGUCUGAUAAAACAUGUUUCCCUGUAGAGUGUUAUGAAUGCUACAUUGACUUACUGUAUGUAUAUGAACAAUUCUAACUGAAGCAUUUUUUUAUCACAAGUUUCUGGUUAUAUUUUUUUUCACAAAUCUAUGAUGUCUUUGCCGCAUGAAAUGCAGAAUAAUCAGAGGCGGAGUGCUCGUAUCUUGCUUAUUGAAUUUGUUGUUGCAUUCUUUGAGUUCAGGAAGUAGAACAUUCUAGAUAUGGAAGGAAAGACUGGCCAAGGAUCAUUAAAGGCACAAGGAUAACAGGUUUAAGGAAAUUAAGAAAAUGCCUGUAUAUAACAUUCACUAUCAUGGAGUCUGAUAUAUUCUGCAAGGUUUACUGUUUAACCUUUUUCAACAAAAGGUGAAAAAAGUAACUGCGCAGUACAGUCUCCAAUAUCCAAGGUCAGGUAGCACUAGCAGCAUUCUGUCAUUUGUCAUGCCAUUGUUCUUUCUUGUGGCUGGAGGACCUUAUGCCAGUAUCCGGAAGUGGAUGUCCUGAUGUUUCCUAGUCCAGUGAGUAGUACCUAUAACAUGACCCCUGCAUUGUUUCUUUUGCAAAGUCCCUACAAAAACCUUUCUUUUAAUAACUGCAGUAUGUGACAUUUAAGACAUAAAUUAGAAAAUGCUAUGUGUUUAAAUAUAAAUGAUAUAUUAUGGAUUAGCAUGUAAUAGAAUAUUAUCAAAUGAUUAAUUCAUGUACCAUUAAGUGAAGUUACAGCACAAGGCUAGCAAGGUAAUUUAUUCAGACUGUAUUUUUGUACAAAAUGUGCACACUAAUAUUUACCUAUAUCCCUACUAAGCCUAAUACUGUGCCUAGAGAUUUUAUCUGUAUUCAAAAACAAAUACAUUUACAGAUCUUU